UCAUCAUAAACUUCUUUUUAUAGCCAAGCUGAGCCUAAGCACGACAAAAUAUCGUAAUACGUCUUCAUUAGAAAGUUUAUUCAAUAUUUUGCCAGAAUUUGUCGUAAACCAACAGGUACAAACAGAGUCAAAUUUUCCUGUAACAUUCUCUGAAUGGCUUUCUUUGAUCUAACUUGAUGGAAAGUCAAGAUGGUCAUUUAAAGCGACUACAUUCAUUUAUAAAACUCCGAGCUCCCACCGAAAAGCAACUGUUUGGAAUCGCCAUGGGUGUUGGAGCAGUGGCUGGUGCGUGUGUGUAUUUACGUUAUAAUUAUCCGUCUUCCAAUCCUACAGACUGUACACUGUCCGAAAAAGACACCCCCGAUGACUUAAUACUGGAUCACAAGAGCACUGAAAAUUCAGAACUAUCUACGCGUCUAUAUUCUGCUGAUGUCAGCGGUAAACAACAUCACAUAUUCGCACCAUCACCCAUAUUACCAUCUUCCGUCGGGGAUCAUGAUACUGCACGGGACUUAUUAGAUAGUCAUUUGCCGGUUAAUCAUGCCGACAUUUAUGCGCAUACGAUAUUCCCCAGUAUGCACAAUAAUCUCGCCACGGCGUCGGCAGUAUGUAUCGGGGAAAAUGACGCAGCACUCGCGGCGAGUAUACCACUCAAGUUGGAGCAGGUAUUGUUUUCCUCUCCAAAUAUUGCCAUCCGUGAUGGUCAACACGUGCGGAAAGUUAUUCACAAUUUGAUAAACGAUGGAGAUCAUAGGCUGCAGAUUAUCACAGAUUUCGACUAUACUCUGACACGGUACGCGAAAAAUGGUGAUCCCUGUGAUACGACAUACCAAGUGGUAGAGCAAUCGGAAACAAUGCCUAAGGAAUACAGAGAAAUGACAGCCAAGCUCAGGAACAAAUACCUCCCUAUGCAGCAAAAUCCGGACUUAUCCCCGAAGGAACGAGAGGACGGCAUGCACAACUGGUUGACGAAAUCCCACGAGUUGAUGAAGCAGUACAAAGUGCGAGUGAAAGAUAUUCCCAAAUGCGUACAAAAUUCCAGCGCCACUCUACGUGCCAAAGUACCUAUAUUUUUAUCCAAGGUUGGCCUACGAAAAGUUCCGGUAACAAUAUUUUCGGCAGGUCUGUCAGCGGUUGUAAAAGAAAUACUAGAGCAUCAAGUCUGCUUGUCAGACAAUAUAACCGUAGUUGCGAACGAAUUUUCGCACAACGACGAGGGUUACGUAACUGAUUUUCGUGAACCAUUAGUUCAUGGGCUGAACAAAGCACUGAUCGUUUCUUCGAGAGCAGAAUAUUUUGCCCAGUAUAAAAGCCGGCACAACAUCAUUUUAAUCGGAGAUAGUCUUGCGGACGCGCAAAUGGCCGCUACGCUGCCGCAGACUCAAAAUUUGCUCAAGAUCGGCUUCCUUGUACAAGAUUUUGAUUUGGCCAUCGACCUGUACAAGGAGGUUUUUGAUAUUGUUAUCGUUGACCAGGAGAGCUUCGCUGUUGUGCAUGAUAUUGUGGAGUUCAUUCUUACUGCCCAAAAUCAGCUGUCGUCAACAUGGGAAUUAGAACGAUUGGAGCGAGCAAAAAGCUAUUCCAAGCUGUGGUAACUCAUCCCUCAGCUCCCAAAUUUGGGAAAAACCGUUGUUCUUGUGAUCAAAACAGAAUGUAUUAAAGCUGCUGCAGUCGUUUUUGCCCUAGAAAUGUGCGUUGAAAGCUGUUUCAGCUUUCGUGAAAUUAAUUUAUGCAACAGAGAUUCAGAUUUUUAUUUCUUAUCUUAUCGUGUAUGCAUCACUCUCGCGGCGCUUUGUUUAUUCGUUACGUCAGAAAUUUAUUUUAACGCGCGCUUUAUAACCUUAUUUUUUUCGAGAUCGUUAUUUUAAAUUAUGUUGUCACAAUGCAGAUUUAACGGCGACAUCAUGUUACCGUAGCGUUUCAGCCUUGCUCACAGUCGUUGAAUUACAUAUUAAAUGAAAUAAAAAUA
This is a messenger RNA of Paramacrobiotus metropolitanus, 1969 nucleotides long. Its product is annotated as cytosolic 5'-nucleotidase 3-like. Lineage: Eukaryota; Metazoa; Tardigrada; Eutardigrada; Parachela; Macrobiotidae. The record is from RefSeq and is a predicted model, not a curated record. The coding region runs from base 177 to 1595 and encodes 472 amino acids. Gene Ontology annotation, molecular function: magnesium ion binding; 5'-nucleotidase activity. The transcript is spliced from 9 exons. Gene Ontology annotation, cellular component: cytoplasm.